This is a messenger RNA of Solanum dulcamara, 1005 nucleotides long. RefSeq names its product probable purine permease 4. Gene Ontology annotation, molecular function: purine nucleoside transmembrane transporter activity. Gene Ontology annotation, cellular component: membrane. The transcript has a single exon. The coding region runs from base 13 to 1005 and encodes 330 amino acids. Lineage: Eukaryota; Viridiplantae; Streptophyta; Magnoliopsida; Solanales; Solanaceae. The record is from RefSeq and is a predicted model, not a curated record.
AAGAAACGUUACAUGUUUCUUCUUAUUAACUACAUGUUACUUUUUAUUAGUUCGAUUUCAUCGUUCCUACUCUCAAAAUUCUAUUUCAAUCACAAAGGAAAUAGUCGAUGGGUAUCUACUUGGAUCCAAUCUGCUGGUUACCCUCUUCUCCUUUUCCCAAUCUAUUUACCAUUUUAUGUCUUUAAAUCAACUCAUAGAAAACCAUUUACAAAUUUCACUCCUGAAAUCUUGUUACUCUCUAUUUGUAUUGGUUUCUUCUUAGGUCUCAACAACCUUUUGUUAUCUUGGGGCUUUUCUUACCUCUCCGUUUCAACUAAUGCUCUUGUUUUAUCGUCACAGUUACUCUUCACUCUUAUCUUUUCUGUCAUUAUUGUCAAACAAAAAAUCACAUACGUGAAUCUCAAUUGUGUUAUUUUACUAACGCUUAGUUUGGUUCUAUUGGCCUUAGGUUCAAGUCAUGACAAACCGAAAGGUUUGACGACAACAAAGUAUUUUAUAGGAUUUUUCUCGACAAUUGGUGCUGGAUUGAUGUUUGCUCUUUACCUUCCAUUAAUGGUAAAAAUACAUAGAAAAGUUUAUUGCUUUUCUAUGAUUUUGGAAAUGCAUAUGGUGAUGGAAUUAACAGCUACAAUUUUUGUCACAUUGGGAAUGAUUAUAGAUGGUGAAUUUUUUGAGAUGAUUAAAGAGGCCAAAAAUGUAUUUGAUUUGGGUGAAAAAGCAUACUGGUUAACUGUGAUGUUUAAUGUGGUUACGUGGCAAUUUUUGUUUUUAGGAUCAACUGGAAUUGUGUUCUUGACAAAUUCAUUGAGAGGAGGAGUUUGCCAGAUGGUGUUGAUGAUAAUUAAUGUUUUGGGAGGGGUUAUAGUGUAUGGGGAUAAUUUUGGUGGAAUUAAAAUAGUUUCUACUUUGUUGUGUGUUUGGGGAAUUUCUUCGUAUUUGUAUGGAGUGUAUACGUGUAUGAACGAGGAGGAGGAGAGGAAAAGACAGAGGUUGCAUAUAGAUUAA